Messenger RNA from Clonostachys byssicola, 1404 nucleotides. Lineage: Eukaryota; Fungi; Ascomycota; Sordariomycetes; Hypocreales; Bionectriaceae. The record is from the annotation of a GenBank genome assembly.
AUGUUCGCGAAAUCGGUUAUCUUGUCCGCCUCUCUGGCUCUUGGAGUCCUCGGUGCGCCUCUUGAAGAGCGGGCUUGCUCUGCUGCCUGGGCACAAUGUGGAGGUAAUGGCUAUACCGGAGAAGCCUGUUGCCUGUCAGGAAAUGUUUGUACCUAUGUGAAUGACUGGUAUUCUCAAUGCAUCCCUGGUACAGCAACGUCGAGCUCCAGCACGCUCGCAACAAGCACCACAUCCACCAGGACGACUAGUGCAACCGGUACUAGUACCCAGAUAACCAGCACGUCGACUACGUCCGUACCUGUCGGCACAGGCACUGCCACAUGGUCUGGAAACCCAUACUCUGGAGUCGAUUUGUUUGCAAACUCGUACUACGCCUCCGAGGUUUCGACCUUGGCGAUCCCUAGUCUAAGUGGCGCUAUGGCUACCGCUGCAGCCAAGGUUGCCAAUGUGCCCUCGUACAUGUGGCUGGAUACCUUCUCCAAGACCCCUCUCAUGAGGUCGACUCUUGCGGACAUCCGCACCAAGAACAGGGCUGGAGGCAACUAUGCUGGCCAAUUCGUCGUCUACGAUCUUCCAGACCGUGACUGUGCUGCUGCCGCUUCCAACGGAGAGUACUCGAUUAUUGACGGUGGUGUUGCCAAAUACAAGACUUACAUUGACACCAUUCGAAACAUCAUUGUUGAGUACUCCGAUAUCCGGAUCCUCCUUGUCAUCGAACCCGACUCCCUUGCCAACCUCGUGACAAACCUGAAUGUUGCCAAGUGCUCCAACGCUCAGAGUGCGUAUAUGGAGUGCACCAACUACGCCGUAAAGCAGCUCAACCUGCCAAACGUAGCCAUGUAUCUCGAUGCAGGUCACGCAGGCUGGCUCGGCUGGCCGGCGAACCAAGCCCCCGCCGCUCAGCUGUACGCCAAAGUGUACAAGGACGCAGGCGCACCCAAGGCCCUGCGCGGUCUUGCCACCAAUGUGGCCAACUACAAUGCUUGGAGCCUCAGCUCAGCCCCCUCAUACACCUCCCCCAACCCAAUCUACGAUGAGAAAUCGUACAUUGCCGCAUUGGAGCCACAGCUGGCCAGCAACGGGUGGACCGGCUGCAAGUUCAUCACCGACCAGGGCCGCUCUGGCAAGCAGCCCACCGGCCAGACUGAAUGGGGCCACUGGUGCAAUGCCAAGGGCACAGGCUUCGGUAUUCGCCCCAGUGCCAAUACGGGUGAUGCCCUCCUGGACGCCUUCGUAUGGGUGAAGCCAGGCGGCGAGUGUGACGGCACGAGUGAUACCAGCGCUGCCCGGUACGACUACCACUGCGGGCUGUCCGACGCUCUUCAGCCGGCACCAGAGGCUGGCACGUGGUUCCAGGCGUACUUUGAGCAGCUGCUCACCAAUGCCAACCCUUCCUUCUUGUAA